Messenger RNA from Aspergillus aculeatinus CBS 121060, 2544 nucleotides. RefSeq names its product putative FAD monooxygenase. Gene Ontology annotation, biological process: spliceosomal snRNP assembly. Lineage: Eukaryota; Fungi; Ascomycota; Eurotiomycetes; Eurotiales; Aspergillaceae. Bases 1 to 2544 code for a protein of 847 amino acids. Gene Ontology annotation, molecular function: FAD binding; RNA binding. The transcript is spliced from 8 exons. The record is from RefSeq and is a predicted model, not a curated record. Gene Ontology annotation, cellular component: spliceosomal complex.
AUGACUCAAUCGCAAGAGAAGUAUGAUAUCGUCAUUGUGGGCGCUGGCCCCGUUGGCAUUCUCUUGUCGCUCUGCAUGUCUCGUUGGGGCUACAAGGUUAAGCACAUCGAUAACCGACCCGUACCCACCGCCACUGGCCGCGCCGACGGAAUCCAGCCCCGCUCGACUGAGAUCCUCCGCAACCUGGGCUUGAAGCGCCAAAUUAUGGCCUAUGAGCCCGCCAAGGUCUACGAUGUCGCUUUCUGGGAUCCCCUCCCCGGUGACCAAGGAAUCCACCGCACUGGAAGCUGGCCCAGCUGCCCGCGCUUCAUCGACACCAGAUACCCUUUCACCACCCUCGUCCACCAGGGUAAGAUCGAGCGCGUCUUCCUUGACGAGAUCCAGAAGGCUGGUACCACCGUCGAUAGACCCUGGACUAUUGUUGGCUUCAAGAACGACGGCCUGGACGAGACCUACCCCGUCGAGGUCCAGCUGAAGUGCAUCGACACCAAUGUGAUCAAGACCGUCCGCAGCAAGUACCUCUUCAGUGGUGAAGGUGCCCGCAGCUUUGUUAGACAGGAGCUGGGCAUCCAGAUCCACCACAAGGAUCCUAUCUCCUACGUCUGGGGUGUCAUGGAUGGUGUCGUGAGAACUAACUUCCCUGAUAUUGAGACUAAGUGCACAAUCCACUCCGAUGCCGGAUCUAUCAUGGUUAUCCCCCGUGAGGACAACAUGGUCCGUCUCUACGUCCAGAUCGCCUCGUCCACUGAUCCCGACUUCAACCCCCGCAAGACUGCCACCGCCGAGGAAGUUCAGGAGACCGCGAAGAAGAUCUUGAAGCCCUACUGGGUGGAGUGGGACCGCGUGGAAUGGUACUCCGUUUACCCUAUCGGCCAGGGUAUCUCGGAACGGUAUACCUUGGACGAGCGGGUGUUCAUGGGUGGUGAUGCCUGCCACACUCACAGCCCUAAGGCCGGCCAGGGCAUGAACACGGCUUUCCACGAUGCUCUUAACAUGGCUUGGAAGAUCCACGCUGUUGAGUCCGGACUGGCCAAGCGCGAAAUCCUCAAGACGUAUGAGAGCGAGCGCAAGGACAUCGCCGAGACUCUCCUGAGCUUCGAUAACAAGUACGCUGCCUUGUUCUCCAAGCGUCGCCCUACUGCCGGCGAAGUCGGCGAGGCCAGCCACAACGCCGCUGCGGCCAAUGUCGAGGAGGACCCCUUCGUCAAGACUUUCAAGGAGUCUUGCGAGUUCACCAGUGGCUAUGGCGUUGCUUACAAGUCCAACGUCUUCACCUGGGAUGAGACCCACCCCGCCCAGUCUCCUCUCUUCAACAUCCCUGGCGUGAAGCUGAUCCCUGGCCGUGCUUUCACUCCCAGCACCGUCACCCGCUUGGCGGAUGCUAACUUCGUGGAGCUGGAACAAGAGAUCCCCGCCAACGGUGCGUUCCGUAUCUUCGUCUUCGCCGGCAAGCAGGCCAAGACCAACAAGGCUAUCGUGGACUUCGCUGCCAACCUGGAGAAGGAGCGCUCUUUCCUGUCGGUGUACCGCAGAAGCGACAUCGCCGAUGUUUCCUUCUUCGAGCGCCACCUUCCUCACUCUAAGCUCUUCUCCCUGUGUGUGAUCUAUGCCGACGAGAAGAACAAGGUCGACAUGGCGGCGGUGCCCAAGAUCCUGCGGGAUUACCACCACCACAUCUACGCCGAUGACCUUCCCGACGUGCGGGUUCCUCACGCCAAGUUUGCCGCUCACGAGAAGCUUGGAUUUGACCCUGAGGUUGGUGGUGUUGUCGUCACUCGUCCUGACAGCCACAUUGCCUGCACGGUUCAAUUGGUGGAGGGCAGUGGCACGGUCGACGCUCUCAAUGCCUUCUUCGGUGCCUUCACGACGAAGCCGCUGGGCCAGGAUCAGCAGGCUAGCCGACUAGUCAACGAGCUCCGUCCCAAGGACACCGAGGAGGAGCCCUACUAUUACACCUUCAAGGUUCAAUGCACAAGCUGUCGUGAGGUUCACCCCAACCCCGUCAGCUUCACCCGCUUCGAGCAGCACGAAAUCCCCGGAAGUCGGGGCGAGGCCAACUUUGUGUGGAAAUGCAAGCUCUGCCAGAAAACCCACUCUGCCUCGAUCAUCGCGGGCCCCAACGCCUACGAGGCAAAUGACAAGCGCACCGGCCAGAAGGUGAUUGACAUCGACUGCCGGGGUCUGGAGUUUACUGAAUUCAAGGCCGAUGGCGAGUGGCUAGCUAAGGGUGUCGAGUCGAACACCCCGUUCACCGACAUUGAUUUGUCCGAGGAGUGGUAUGACUACGAUGAGAAGGCCGGCGAUGAGGUUUCCAUCAAGGAGAUUUCCUGGACGGUCGUCAUCCGCCUGAAAUGGGGCCAAACGGAGUACAAGGGCAAGCUGGAGAGCAUCGACUCGUACAUGAACGUGCUGCUGCGGGAUACGGAAGAGUUCAUUGAUGGCAAGAACACGGGAACUCUGGGUCUUGUGCUGAUCAGAUGCAACAACAUCCUCUGGAUGGGCUCCGCCGACAACGUCGAGAUGACGGACCUUGGCCUACGGUAA